AUAUUAGAGUGACAGCUACUCUAUGACUUGCCCUCGAACUUACAGGAUGAAUAGCCUCAAGGCUCUGUUUCUCUUGGCUGCGGGCCUCUCUGUUGCCCAGUCACUGGAGUACAAGGCACUCAACCAGUUCAGAGCUAUGAUCCUGUGUGUGAUGCCUGAUAGCUGGCCUGUUUUUGACUACGCCGACUACGGCUGCUACUGCGGAAAAGGAGGCUCCGGCAAACCUGUGGAUGAACUGGAUAGGUGCUGCCAGGUGCACGACCAGUGUUACAGUGAUGCAACACAGCACCCUGACUGCUGGCCCAUCAUUGACAAUCCCUACAUCGAGCUCUAUCACUACAGCUGUGAUGAGAAAAACAAGGAGGUCACCUGUGGCGAGAAAAACAACGAAUGCGAGAUGUUCAUCUGUGAGUGUGACAGGAAGGCCGCCGAGUGUUUCGCCAGGUCAGAUUGGAACCCUGAACACGAGCACCUGCCCAGCGACCAGUGUCAGUGAAGACAGCUAAAAUGAAGUGGGAGAUUGAUUUGUUAAUUUCUUAAUGAUCCUUAAAUUUUCACGUAGACCUUAUACAUUCACACAUGCACACAUCACGAUUUCUGUAUGGGAGUAAACAAUGAUUUUGGUGACCUUUAACCAUCAACUAUCCCCUGCACUUGCUGAUUUACUGCUGCUGGUUUUCUAAUUGUGAAGAUAUCCUAAUAAUAAAUAGCCUGGGAACCACAAA
Molecule: messenger RNA, 725 nt
Organism: Epinephelus moara (kelp grouper)
Lineage: Eukaryota; Metazoa; Chordata; Actinopteri; Perciformes; Serranidae
Product: phospholipase A2, minor isoenzyme-like
Exons: 4
Coding region: 23-496 (157 amino acids)
Biological process (GO): arachidonate secretion; lipid catabolic process; phospholipid metabolic process
Molecular function (GO): phospholipid binding; calcium ion binding
Source: RefSeq, a predicted model, not a curated record